CAGUUGCACAGAAGCGUGGACGUGCAUGAUGCUCAUCAAAGGCUGAUGGUACCAACGCAUAAGAAGCACCUCUGUUCUAUCGCACCUCGCCGCGGCCCGCUGAUGGAGACUCGUUGACCAGCCUUCCUCCAUCAUAGCGCCGCUCUUCUUUUUGUUUCAAACGCUUCUACGUGCUCGGGGAGGGUAACGUCACUCCGUUUUUUUUGUGGAUUGUCACUUCCGGGGGAGCCGCGGGGCGAAUUAGCCGAUCACCGGCCAACAAGUUGGGCGGCCUCGAUGCUCCGUGCGGGCAAGAUGGAGGAGUUUGUCACGGAGGAAGAAGAGCCGUGGUACGAUCAGCAUGACUUGGAGCAAGACUUACACUUGGCAGCGGAGCUCGGCAAAACCCUGUUGGAGCGGAACAAGGAGCUGGAGGAUUCCCUUCAGCAGAUGUACAUCAACAAUGAAGAGCAAGUGCACGAGAUCGAGCAUCUGUCCAAGCAGCUCGACAUGCUCCGAGAGAUGAAUGAGCAGCACGCCAAAGUUUAUGAGCAGCUGGACGUGACGGCCAGAGAGUUAGAGAUCACCAAUGAGAAGCUGGUGCUGGAGAGCAAGGCCUCGCAGCAGAAAAUAGACAGCCACCCGAACCUCCCUGAGAAAUCUUGUGUACAAGGCGACGAAUCAAGCUUGGAAAUAGUUCAGAGGGAGCCUUUGUCCUUUCUAAUUCUUCUACUCGAGUUGACGGGCACCAUGGAGACCUUGCAGGGUCAGGUGGACAGUCUGACGGGUCGGGUGGAGGAGCUGCGCACUUUGGAAGAGCUGAGGGUCGUCCGGCAGAAGAAGGAGCGCCGCAAGACGGUCCACUCGUUUCCUUGCCUCAAAGAACUCUGCACUUCACCAAGUUACGAGGACGGUUUCCUGUUGGCCAACCCCGGCAGCGUGGACCUCGCCGAGAGGCAGCCGGCCGAGGAGGAGAACGAGCGCCUGAGGGACAUCGUGACGUCCCUGCGUUCAGCCAUGGCCGCCGAGCGCUCCAAGAGGGAAGGCGCCGAGCGGGAGUGCGCCGCCGUGCUGCACGAGUUCGACCGCCUGGAGCAACGUCUGCUCGGAGCCGAGGGCUGCCAGCUGCGAGUACGCGAACUCGAGGCGGAGCUCCAAGAGAUGCAGCAGCUGAGGAAAUCCAGGGCGUGUCUGAUGGAGGACGGCAUCGAGACGUUGCUCGGCAACGGCCCCGAGACGGACACGCCGGAUGAAACGACCGUCGUGGACGCGGGAGGCGAAGUCGGCACCGGCGAGCCGGGGGGCCCCGUCAGGAAAAGCUGCAGCGACACGGCCCUGAACGUCGUGACGGUGCGCGAUCCCCCGGGUAGGCGCCAGGCGGGGCGCAAACGAGGCAUGUCCAUCCUGAGCGAGGUGGACGAGCAGUACCACGCCCUGCUCGAGAAGUACGAAGAGCUCCUGGGAAAGUGCCGGCGCGCCGAGGAGAGCCUUUGCCACGCCGAGGUCCAAACGUCACGCCCCGUCUCCAGGGACCCCUCUUUGAAGGAGUACAGCGUGGCCACCUCGGCCGCGGGCUCCUCGCCCACUCGACCCCGCGCCCCGUCCACGCCGGAGGCCUUGGAGGGCAUCAGCAGGCAGGUGGAGCAAGUUGACAAACGAUUGAGUCAGAACACGCCCGAGUACAAAGCGCUCUUCAAGGAGAUCUUCUCCCGCCUGCAGAAGACCAAGAGCGACGUGAGCGCCACCAAGGGCAGAAAAAGCGGCAAGUGACUUGAAUAGGUGAAUUUAUUUUCGUGAGUUGGUCUGGCUUCUCCCCGAAAUGUUUCGUAACACUAACCGCCAGAGUGUACUGCCUUCGUCUCCCUCGCACGCGUUGCAAGGUGAACAACUGUUGUUCAAUUUAUAACAUGCUGUCAAUUUUCUGGUCAUUAAAAAGAAAAGCAUUGAC
This is a messenger RNA of Hippocampus comes (tiger tail seahorse), 1927 nucleotides long. It is a transcript of the gene cdr2l, whose product is annotated as cerebellar degeneration-related protein 2-like. The coding region runs from base 277 to 1749 and encodes 490 amino acids. NCBI's taxonomy places the organism in Eukaryota, Metazoa, Chordata, Actinopteri, Syngnathiformes, Syngnathidae. The record is from RefSeq and is a predicted model, not a curated record. The transcript has 6 exons.